AUGAAGUUUCUCGCUGUAGCUGCGUACGUGGCCCUUCUGGCAGCCGCCGCGGCCGCCCAGAGGACCGAGACCACGGCGGACGCCCUUCGGAGUAUCUAUUACAGAUGCGUGGACAACGAUUCGAUGUUGUCCUGCGUGAAACCGAAGGUCCUCGCGUACCUGAGCAACGCGGCGAAACAGGACAGGAUCGCCAUCACCGAUGAUCUGGCAGUGGUAAAGUCCCGGGACAUGCCUGAAGACAACAGCGAAGAGUACUACCCCUCGCAGUACGACUCCGUUGACCCGGCCAGGAAAGAACUGCUGAGAUCCAUGAUGCUGGAGAAGCUGGACGCUUUCUUAUCCAGCCAUCAUCUCGAGGCUAAGCUACCGGAAGCAAUUGUAGGGUCCAACAUCGUGCCUAGGUCACUCGUCGACAGCAUGCCGAGAAGCUUGACUAUCCCUCUGAGUGACUCUUCGAAUGUACAAGGCCGUGGAUUCGUGAAGAAGGUCAUGAUACCAUUCCUGCUGGGUCUGAAGUUCAAGGCCACAGCACUGGUACCGCUCGCGCUCGCUCUGAUCGCGCUGAAGACGUGGAAAGCCUUGACCCUUGGCCUCCUGUCGAUGGUCCUCAGCGGAGCGAUGAUGAUCUUCAAGCUGACCAAGCCGAAAGUAGCCUACGAAGUGGUGCACUACGGUCAUCCACCAGUAGAGCACCCUCCCCACUGGGACACCGGGGCCCACGGACCCUACAGGGCCUACAGGAAAUAG
Messenger RNA from Nomia melanderi (Alkali bee), 747 nucleotides. RefSeq names its product DUF1676 domain-containing protein Osi18 (gene Osi18). Gene Ontology annotation, cellular component: membrane. NCBI's taxonomy places the organism in Eukaryota, Metazoa, Arthropoda, Insecta, Hymenoptera, Halictidae. The record is from RefSeq and is a predicted model, not a curated record.